Hymenoscyphus albidus is the source of this 3151-nucleotide messenger RNA. NCBI's taxonomy places the organism in Eukaryota, Fungi, Ascomycota, Leotiomycetes, Helotiales, Helotiaceae. The record is from the annotation of a GenBank genome assembly.
UAUCAUUAUACCUAGGCCAACAAAAAGUAAGCGUUAACAAUCAUUCUCAAUUCUCUUAAUAACUAUUUUAGCUGUACAAGGCUUUUGUAAUAAUUUUAUUCUAAGAUAGGUGUAUAUCGAGUUACGACCACGUCUCUUUCUUCUUUUUUUGUGGAGAAACCAGGAAACAAUCGUAAAUCGAACUUGAUUUUAUCUUGAUUUUGGUUUGUUCUUGUAAGGAUAAUAUAUUUUUCUUCUGUAUUUUCUUUAGCUCAGCUGCUUCAGAUUUCCAGUCUUGCUCCAAUUUGCUGCAACUCUUCGGUCAUUUUCGAUGUAAGCCUUGCGAUUACAGACUUAUCGGAUUUCUAAGACGGAAGAUGGCUCAUGCAUUCUCGAUAAACACGGAAUAUGGGGUCAGACUUCCCUAUUCUGUUGUUACCUUGGUCCUCCCAACGAAUCGCAGCCAUCAGAAGCAUCAGCUGCGGCUGAGGCCAGGCCACGGAAUUCGAACCUGGCAUAUCAAAAGUGUCAAUUUGCGCCACGUUUCCAUUCUUAGCAUUUCCUGUGUCCAAAAAUGAGGCGAGGCGGAUUCUCGAUAUCGAAGGCUUGCUUUUGAAGUUAUGGGGGAUUCCCCGUGCGGCUCGUACCAAAGACUUGAACAACAUUCUCUCCCCCACCUCCUCUCUAUGUAUCUCUCACCUUUGAUAUAUUUCUCUGGUUGCAUCUCUUCUGGCAUUACGUUCCUUAAUUUAUAUCAUUUUUCACAAUGCCUUUUGAUUAUGUUCAGUAUCAGCAGAAGGUCAAUACGCUCUCUACGGAACAACUACAAAAAGAAUGGGAAAAUUACACAAGACAGAUUGCUGGCGGGGCAACCUCUACAGCGACCUCAGUGUUGUUCUCGCCCGUCACAGGAGGAGUUUCGCUCAUCGGACUUGGAUUAUCAGCACCUCGAAUCCAUAAUGCGAGGAAAAAGAGAGAGAUAAUCGAAGCCGGACUUCAGGCACGAGGCGCAACCCACAACACCAGGAAGCGCGAUGUAGUUGCUCCCAUGGCUGUAGCAGGUGCUAUCAGUGGACUAACUCUAGGACUUGCUGGGCCGGGAGCAGAGAUGAUUGGAGGAGAAGUUGGUGCAAAGGGAGUGGAAUAUGUUGUUGCCCAUGCUGCACUUGAUGGCACGGGGGCUAUUUUGGAGCAGAAACAUGACGAUCAUACCAAGAAGAAGGCAGAAGAGAAGCUACACCUCCAACAUCAAAACUUCCAGAAGCAGAAUGCUAUUAUGAUAGGCCAACAACAAGCGAUGCCAGUACCUCAAGGAAUGUACCAAUUACCAGGGGUUUCCGCUCCGCCGGGAAUGGUAGCGAUGGCACUGCAACCAGGAUAUCAAUUAGUCCAAGACCCAAAGUUGGGAUACGUUUCAGUACCGAUGGCAAAGUCGACAUCUCCCACUCCUGUCCCUCAAUACAAUGCCAUGUUAUAUCAGCCUGUGUCACAUUCACAGAGCUUUGGCCAACAUACAGGCCCCUCAAUGAACUCAGGGACACCCGCGCCUCAGUACCAACAAGUACAGCAGACAUUCCAACAGCCAUUCCAUUACCCUCAAAACCCUAUACCACAGUCUCAAAACGCCGGGUAUUCAAUAGGGAAACAAGGAGAAAUAUAUCCUGUGCAAACAGAAAGUCAACAAGGAUUUCCUCCAUCCUUCUGCGAACCUUUACCUGUUUAUUCUCCUACCAAUUCAACUCCAACAUCAGGACCCUGUCAGAAUGAGAAACCACAAUCUCGAGCUAUGAAAACUCCGCAAAUGUUCGUCCUUCUCAUAAUCCCCCUACUAUAUAAGAUGACUUACAUGUAGCAGUACGGCAAAUGAGCUCCCAACCAUCACACAAGUCUCUCCCACACCUGAGAGUGCCAUGGAACAAGAAAUUGCCCUCUUGAAAGCACGUCUACUCCAAAUGGAAUUGGAGAAACGAAAUAUCGCAGUUGAAUCUACGCCUUUUUCACCGCAAGCAACGGUAGAAACAUUGCAGUCACAACCUACAAGCGAGAAUUCAUCCCAAUCAUCAGGGGGUGGUCUCGGUUGCUCAGAUCAUCUAGCGUAUAUGCCUUCGCCAUCGCCCACACCCCAACCGACUCAAGUUAAACAAGAUUCAUCACCUCCUCUAGCAACGACAUCUGUAUCACCGCCAAUGAGAACACCCCCGCCACAAUACGAUAUCACCUUACAAAAUCAACAGAGCAUUACCCCAGUGUUCCAGCAACAAAUUCCCACAAAUCAACAAGAGCAACAGCAACAGUAUCUCCAACAGCAAACCUCCCUUCCACCACCCGCUCCGAUCCAGAAUUUUUCACAACCGCAAUAUCAACAGCAGCACACACCCCCUCACAACAUCCCAGUAUCUCAGCCCCAACCUCAAACUCAACAACCAUACCAAGUUCAACAAAUAUCCAUCCAAUCCAUGGCUCCAAAACUAACACCCACACCCCCCGAUUUAGGCAGGCAAGACAGCGGGUACUAUUCACAGCCCCCCUCACGCACCCAAUCCGUCUCCUCCGUGCCGCUCUACAACGCGCAUCAAAAUCAAAAUCAAAACCUGAGUCCACAACCAACAAGUCUUUACAGCCCCUCCCAACACCGUCAAAUUAUCCCACCAAAUCAAAGUAUAUACACACCCUCUCCCUCCACACCUACAGCAUCGAACCUGUAUUUCCCUCCUCCACCCGGGACGACAAAUAUCCCGCCCAUUUCUCCGGUUGGGAAGGCGGAUUACUUCGCAGCGCAGCAUCAGCAGAUGGGGAGGAUGAAUGCGCCACAACCACAGAUGCAAGCUCCUGUCUACAGACCAGAUGUUUACCAUCCGCAGGGUGGUGGUGGACAGCCAAUGGUGCAGGGAGGGAUCCCGGUUUCUCAGCAUAUGGGUCAGAUGAAUGGUAGUAUACAGCCUCAAUAUACCGGUCAGAGUCAGAUGCCCACGAAUGGGAAUGGGCUGACUCAACAAGUUCACAUUCAAGGAACGCAGGGAUGGCAAUGGGGCGGACAGCAAUCUCAAUUCAAUCAGUCAACACCGAUGCAUGGACAGCAGGUCCAGCAGCAACAACAACAACAAGCAACCAUCACUUCCGGUUAUCCAGUAAGGUAACUCAGUAACUCAGCCCCAAACCUGACUCAGAACUU